Messenger RNA from Sodiomyces alkalinus F11, 963 nucleotides. RefSeq lists its product as hypothetical. The record is from RefSeq and is a predicted model, not a curated record. The coding region runs from base 205 to 855 and encodes 216 amino acids. NCBI's taxonomy places the organism in Eukaryota, Fungi, Ascomycota, Sordariomycetes, Glomerellales, Plectosphaerellaceae. The transcript has a single exon.
UCAGACGUACACCAUCCCAGCGACCUAGCCCCAGAGAUGCCUCCGAGAGGGAAGAAGCUUUGCUGCAGCUGUGGCAAAUGGAAGCCACGGUGAAGGUCGAGAGGCUAUCUCCUCCACGAGACCGCAAGACCCGAUGUGCUUGUGGUGCGUUUGUUGGGACCACGAGCUCUCUCCAAGCGCACUGGAAGGCCCGCUCCAGCAAAGAUGACAUCGUCAAGUGCGGCUUUCGUGUACGGUUAUGGAUGGAUGGCUACUAUUAACCGUGUACAGCUUGGCUUCGAAGUCCACCUCAAGCUCUUCCGAUGUGGCUGUGGAGCCAUUUCGAAGCGGCCACGAUCUUGUGUCCCAUUUUACAUCGAAUGCCAACUCCGAUCAUGCUUCUUCCCAUGGCCUCCCAAUCCAACUCACCAGAGCGGUGCCUCUGUAACUUCUGUAUCCGGUGCCGUAUCAUCAGGGCUUGAGACGUUCAAUGUCCCCCUGGAAGGAUCUGCGAAUACGGACGUCCUUUCUGAUGCCAGAACAGCCCUGCAAUCCGCAUUAAACGUCCCACUAAUGGAAAGUCGGAACCCUUCUCGGAACUCUGAACCUCUGCCCCAGAGCGGUGAGACUCUCAUCAAAUGUCGUUGUGCGGAUCUCUUCGACAACACCCGAGCGCUCACCGCCCACCCCGAGCUCCUGGAGGAGAAUUGCCUAAGGGCCCGGGGGCGGAAAGUGAGGGUUGUCUUUCCCUUCCCUGUAAGAACCCCAAGUUCACGCCCCGCACAUUCAGAUACAAAUUAUGUUUGCACUGGCGGAUAUCUGACCGCUGACCGCUGUGACAGCAUCGACUGCCUCUCCAUGGAUCCUAUCGUCUGAAUCCCCCUCAUUUAUGUCCCAGGUAGGAUAAUCGACUGCGGACUGCUAUUGGCAAGUGGAAGCAUGCCGUUCUGAUUCAUGAGCAGGAUACCCUGCCAGCUUCUUACC